Messenger RNA from Eutrema salsugineum, 1118 nucleotides. RefSeq names its product protein TORNADO 2. The transcript has 2 exons. NCBI's taxonomy places the organism in Eukaryota, Viridiplantae, Streptophyta, Magnoliopsida, Brassicales, Brassicaceae. The coding region runs from base 118 to 927 and encodes 269 amino acids. Gene Ontology annotation, cellular component: plasmodesma; plasma membrane. Gene Ontology annotation, biological process: auxin-activated signaling pathway. The record is from RefSeq and is a predicted model, not a curated record.
UCUGCUUUCACUCUCUCUCUCUCUCUUUCUAAGUUAUUGCCAUUACCCUAAAUCCCUUUCAAACCAAACAAAUUUCAAGAAACACAAAUAGUUAAACUUUCCUCUCAAAACAAAAAAAUGCCUUUAAGCAACAAUGUAAUCGGUUGCAUCAACUUCAUCUCCGUCCUCCUCUCAAUUCCGGUCAUCGGCGCCGGAAUCUGGCUUGCCAUCGGAACCGUAAACUCCUGCGUCAAGAUCCUUCAAUGGCCAGUAAUAAUCAUCGGAAUCUUAAUCCUCCUUGUGGGUCUCGCUGGUUUCAUAGGAGGGUUUUGGAGAAUCACUUGGCUCCUCGUUAUUUACUUAAUCGCCAUGCUUGCUCUCAUCGUGCUUUUGGCUAUUCUUGUUGGAUUUAUUUACAUGGUUACCAUUAGAGGCUCAGGUCAUCAAGAACCAAGUAGAGCUUAUCUUGAGUAUAGUCUUCAAGAUUUCUCUGGUUUCUUACGUCGAAGAGUUCAGAGAUCUUAUAAAUGGGACAGGAUCCGUACUUGUUUGAGUACUACUAGUAUUUGUCCUGAAUUAAAUCAGAGUUACACUUUGGCUCAAGAUUUCUUCAAUGCUCAUCUUAGUCCCAUUCAAUCUGGUUGCUGCAAGCCCCCAACAAAAUGUGGAUUCACGUUCGUUAACCCAACUUACUGGAUAAGUCCCAUAGAUAUGUCUGCAGAUAUGGAUUGUCUACAAUGGAACAACGAUCAAAACACUUUGUGUUAUGGUUGUGAUUCUUGUAAAGCCGGUUUGCUCGCAAAUCUCAAGGUAGAUUGGUUAAAAGCGGAUAUAUUUCUCCUCUUGGCGCUAAUUGGAUUGAUAAUCGUUUAUAUAAUCGGUUGCUGCGCUUUCCGAAACGCGAAAACUGAGGAUAUAUUCAGAAAGUAUAAGCAGGGUUAUACAUGAUCGUGAUAAAAAGUUUAGGGGAAAAACUGGGAGGAAUGCUUUUCAAUGAUUGGAUUUCCUAUAUUUUUAGCUUAUUUACGUUUUGGGCCCUCUGGUUGUUUUUAUUGUGUAUUGAGUCUAUUGACAUAUGCUGUAACUGGGAAGAAUACUUUUGUAGUUUUUGUAUUAUCUCGCUUGUUUGGUUCACAAAA